Molecule: messenger RNA, 1278 nt
Organism: Miscanthus lutarioriparius
Lineage: Eukaryota; Viridiplantae; Streptophyta; Magnoliopsida; Poales; Poaceae
Source: the annotation of a GenBank genome assembly
AUGUCAUCGUCUCAGGCAGCUGGGGGCAGCACAUGGAAGUGCCGCCGCACCUUGGGCCCUGGAUCUUGCUGGGUGUCACUGCCUGAAGAUCUUAUUCAUAUGGUGGCGUCGCGCCUGCUUGACUGUGACUUUCUGGACUACGUCCGCUUCCGAGCCGUCUGCACGAGCUGGCGGUCCAGCACCAUCUCCCCAAGUGGCCGCGGGGUCACUGACCCGCGCUUCCACCCGCGCCGCUGGAUGUUGCUUCCCGAGGGCCACUACCUGUACCCAGGCCACCCCAACCUGCAUGGGUAUGUCCACUUCCUCAACCUCGACACAGGGACCUUGGUCUGCGUCCAGAUCCUGCUCCUAGGGGAUCACUGUGCCAUUGACUCAGUUGAUGGCCUCCUGCUUCUGCUGCGGAACUCAGACCAGGAAGGCACCGUUUGCCUUCUCCACCCUUUCACCGGCGACAUCACUGAGCUCCCACCCCUAGGGACCCUCCUCCCACAGCCACAGGUCGACUCUUGGCUACCCAACGGCCCUACACUACACAGGAUAAGAAGACUUGUAAGAUUUGUUUGUGCUUCUGUUUCCUUCAAAGCUGGAGCCAUGACCAUCAUGCUUGCGCUUCAUGACGUAGCGCGUGUAGCCUAUGCUACCUCCCAGGAUAGGCGAUGGACCCUGUCAAGCUGGCAAUGCCCUUUGAUCUAUUCACCAUUGUCGUUCCAGGGAAAGCUAUACAUUUUUUGCGAAGUGUAUACUCCCAGAUUAGAUGAAAUGCACCAGGUCUUCCAGAUUGACCCUCCCGAACAGGAUGGGGCCGGUGCAGAUCCUCAACUACAACCACCGAAGUUGAUUGCCACAAUCCCCACAGGCAAAUUCAUCCAGCCUGAUGGUCUGGUACAAUGUGGCACAGAGAUCUUGGUGCUUGGACACAAUGACCUUUUAGUGUCACAAAUUUUAGUUUGCAAACUCGCAGACCUUGUGCUGGAAAGGUUUAUCCCAGUAGACAACAUUGGAGGCAAUACCUUAUGUCUUGGAGAAAGGAACCUAAGUGUCUCCUCUAAGAUCCUGCCUACAGUCAAGGGUGACAAUGUUGUCUACAAGCGUUCAAGACAACCCUAUCUUGCACAGUACCACCUCAGUAGUGGCAGUUUGACACCAGCAAUUGAUAAUUGCAGCCUGUAUGGCCGUGCACCGGGACCAAGUAGCCUCAUCCACUAUAUCUUCAGCUGCUGCACUCGUGAUCUGUGGUAUGAACCGAGGACUACUAUUCAGAAGAGCAAGGGAUGCUGA